GUAACCAGCCUGUUUUAUGAUGUACCAAAAUCCAAGGGGGACGAGUCCUACGAAAAGAAUGUACGCAUGUUCCAUUAUCAGAUGCAGUUCUAUGAUCGUGAACUCAGCAAGAGAGGACUGUUUUUCGGAGGUUCACAGCCAUGCAAUGUGGAUUUUAUGAUAUGGCCUUGGUUUGAGCGAUUAGGAGUGAUGACAGUCGUUUCUCCGGAGUCAGCCAUUACUGUUGAUAAAUAUCCUAACCUGGCACCGUGGCAGGACAGAAUGUACUCUUUGCCUUGUGUGAAGGACACCUAUGUUAAACCAGAAGACCACAUACACUUCUUCACAACCUUACGACAGGGAAAACCAGACUAUGAUUAUGGAUCAUAACACGAUCUUACGACAGGGAAAACCAGACUUACGACAGGGAAACCCAGACUGUGAUUAUGGAUCAUAACAUGAUCUUACGACAGGGAAACCCAGACUUACGACAGGGAAACCCAGACUAUGAUUAAGGAUCAUAAAACGAUCUUACGACAGGGAAACCCAGACUUACGACAGGGAAACCCAGACUAUGAUUAAGGAUCAUAAAACGAUCUUACGACAGGGAAACCCAGACUGUGAUUAUGUAUCAUAACACGAUCUUACAACAGGGAAACCCAGACUGUGAUUAUGUAUCAUAACACGAUCUUACGACAGGGAAACCCAGACUGUGAUUAUGUAUCAUAACACGAUCUUACGACAGGGAAACCAGACUGUGAUUAUGUAUCAUAACACGAUCUUACGACAGGGAAACCAGACUGUGAUUAUGUAUCAUAACACGAUCUUACGACAGGGAAACCCAGACUGUGAUUAUGUAUCAUAACACGAUCUUACGACAGGGAAACCAGACUAUGAUUAUGGAUCAUAACACGAUCUUACGACAGGGAAACCAGACUGUGAUUAUGUAUCAUAACACGAUCUUACGACAGGGAAACCAGACUGUGAUUAUGUAUCAUAACACGAUCUUACGACAGGGAAACCAGACUGUGAUUAUGUAUCAUAACACGAUCUUAUGACAGGGAAACCCAGACUGUGAUUAUGUAUCAUAACACAAUCUUACGACAGGGAAACCAGACUAUGAUUAUGGAUCAUAACACGAUCUUACGACAGGGAAACCAGACUGUGAUUAUGUAUCAUAACACGCUCUUACGACAGGGAAACCAGACUGUGAUUAUGUAUCAUAACACGAUCUUACGACAGGGAAACCAGACUGUGAUUAUGUAUCAUAACACGAUCUUACGACAGGGAAACCCAGACUGUGAUUAUGUAUCAUAACACAAUCUUACGACAGGGAAACCAGACUAUGAUUAUGGAUCAUAACAUGAUCUUACGACAGGGAAACCAGACUAUGAUUAUGUAUCAUAACACGAUCUUACGACAGGGAAACCAGACUAUGAUUAUGUAUCAUAACACGAUCUUACGACAGGGAACCCAGACUUACGACAGGGAAAACCAGACUAUGAUUAUGGAUCAUAACAUGAUCUUACGACAGGGAAACCAGACUAUGAUUAUGUAUCAUAACAUGAUCUUACGACAGGGAAACCAGACUAUGAUUAUGGAUCAUUUGACCUGAGCUUAUAUGUUUUAAUCAGAAACAAUUGCUGAUGUAAAUUGAACAAAGAUUAAGGAUUACUGAUGGAAAUUGAACAAAGAUUAAGGAUUACUGAAUUACUGAUGGAAAUUCAGUUUAAAAAAAUGGAAUUGAAAAAACAAUUUGAUUGCUGCUGGAGAAGAUUAUCAUCACAGACCAGUGGAUUAUUGUCAGUGUAAAAGAAAAAACAAAGAUUUAAGUUCUGCAAGAUGUAUUGGGAUCAAGUAUAGGAGUAGAGAACCUUUCCUUGCAACAUACCUCGGCUUUAUCAAUUAUACUAAACAAUAUAGAAGGUUUCAAACUGGAUACAUUUCACACAAGAAAUGUCCAUUGAAUGAUUUCCUUAAGAGUAUGGAAUUAGGAGACAUUUGGAGAAAGUCUUAGAUCAUUGCUGAAAAUACUAAGUAAAGUUAUCUUUGUCAUGUUUUCAUUUCAAUAAACAAUAGUUUUAUAUUUUA
This is a messenger RNA of Ylistrum balloti, 2070 nucleotides long. RefSeq names its product pyrimidodiazepine synthase-like. Gene Ontology annotation, biological process: glutathione metabolic process. NCBI's taxonomy places the organism in Eukaryota, Metazoa, Mollusca, Bivalvia, Pectinida, Pectinidae. The annotation marks the transcript as partial. Gene Ontology annotation, molecular function: glutathione dehydrogenase (ascorbate) activity; glutathione transferase activity. Gene Ontology annotation, cellular component: cytoplasm. The transcript has 2 exons. The record is from RefSeq and is a predicted model, not a curated record.